GUAGAGGAUUAUUCCUUUAGUUUGCAUUACUCAUGUCAGGUUGCUUCUCCGAGGUCAUUUUUCUGGUUUGAUGUUUUGGUAGCAAAAAACUCACAAGAUGUUUCGAUUUAUGAUAUUUAUUGCAUUGGCUUUACUGAUUGGUAGAUUAGUACCAUCAGAUGCACAAACAUCUGCACCAACUACAACAGCAUCUACAUCUGAAUCAAUGACACCAACUGAAACAACUGUAGUUCAACCAACAACUGAAACCAGAUCUACACCUGUAACAGGAACAUCAACUAUCGUAACAUCUACAUCUGAAUCAACUACAACAGAAUCAACUACUGUAGUUCAGUCAACAACUGAAACCACAUCUACACCUGUAACAGGAACAUCAACUAUCAUAACAACUACAUCUGAAUCAACUACAACAGAACCAACUACUGUAGUUCAGUCAACAACUGAAACCACAUCUACACCUGUAACAGGAACAUCAACUAUCAUAACAACUACAUCUGAAUCAACAACAACAGAACCAACUACUGUAGUUCAGUCAACAACUGAAACCACAUCUACACCUGUAACAGGAACAUCAACUAUCAUAACAACUACAUCUGAAUCAACGACAACAGAACCAACUACUGUAGUUCAAUCAACAACUGAAACCACAUCUACACCUGUAACAGGAACAUCAACUAUCCUAACAUCUACAUCUGAAUCAACGACAACAACAGAAUCAACAACUGUAGUUCAAUCAACAACUGAAACCAUGUCUACACCUGUAACAGGAACAUCAACUAUCAUAACAACUACAUCUGAAUCAACGACAACAGAACCAACAACUGUAGUUCAAUCAACAACUGAAACCACAUCUACACCUGUAACAGGAACAUCAACUAUCAUAACAACUACAUCUGAAUCAACGACAACAACAGAACCAACUACUGUAGUUCAAUCAACAACUGAAACCACAUCUACACCUGUAACAGGAACAUCACCUAUCAUAACAACUACAUCUGAAUCAACGACAACAACUGAACCAACAACUGUAGUUCAAUCAACAACUGAAACCACAUCUACACCUGUAACAGGAACAUCAACUAUCAUAACAACUACAUCUGAAUCAACAACAACAACUGAACCAACUACUGUAGUUCAGUCAACAACUGAAACCACAUCUACACCUGUAACAGGAACAUCAACUAUCCUAACAUCUACAUCGGAAUCAACAACAACAACUGAACCAACUACUGUAGUUCAAUCAACAGCUGAAACCACAUCUACAUCUGUAAAAGGAAUAUCAACUACACUAGCAUCUACUGAAUCAACAGAAUCAACAACGAGAAUUGAAACAACAUUUGCAGUUGAUCCAACAACUGAAACAACAAUUACAACUCAAACAACAACUUUACCUUUAUCAACAACAACUGCACCAACCUCAACAUCAACUGUGCUAACAUCUACCACUGUCCUGCGAAAUUCGACAGCAGUUGCAUACAUUACUUUCAAAAUGAGAUCCUUUGUUGAGUUAAGCAAUGAGGACAUGAUUGCAAAUAUUGACAAGUUUUUCAAGCACACAAACAGCACUGGGACUAUCAGGAUUACAGUAAAGAAAUCAAGAAAAUUGUUGCCCUAAGAAUGACAUGGAAAACUGCAAUCUUCUACAAGCAAUCUUUGAAUAAAGUGUCCAGUCAGUAUUUUGAAUAUAAACUGUGAUUAAAAAAAGAACCACUUAUAGUCACAGAUAAAAGGUUAAUUUUAAUGUGUGUGGUUUUUUUCUGCUGUUAUGCACUUUUUCAUUUUGAACUCAACAGUCACUUAAGCGGUUUUGUGUAAUAUGUAAUAUUUUUGUGGAUGUUAAUUUCUGCUCCCUUCAGUCUGAAUAAUUACAAAAGCUCCUAUCUAUACAACAAAAUGUCAGAAUGUGUUGCAUUCAACUUAUACUAGGUAGAUAACUAGAAGUCUUUCAAGACAAUAGUUCAAAAAUGUGUUCUUGGAAAUACUGAAGUCCUGUACUAUUUUAAAUAAAUGGUAAAUAUAUUUUAAAAUGUAUUUUGGUUAUGUGUUUUGGUUUUGGGUGGUUGUGUCACAGUUUUAUUUUUUUGUUUUAGGACUCUCAGUUGAUUAAUUUUUCACACCUGCUUUCAUUUGCUAGUUUGAUUAGUCUAUUUAAGUUCUGUGUUUUCUUCAAUUUUUUGUCAGUUCUUAUUGCUUGUGACCUAGUUGUUUUGCUCUUGUUUCUGAGUUUUGUGUAAAUAAAACUAAUACUGCUGCAUUUAGAUCCACUUUCUCAUCAUUUUUGCAACCAAGCUGACAAUUUAGAAUUUAGAUUUUUUUUUUCUUUCAAAUUUUAACUGUAAAACUCACACCAGAUGUAUGCAUUUAAUUAGUUUACGUUGUG
Molecule: messenger RNA, 2380 nt
Organism: Labeo rohita (rohu)
Lineage: Eukaryota; Metazoa; Chordata; Actinopteri; Cypriniformes; Cyprinidae
Exons: 7
Coding region: 98-1615 (505 amino acids)
Source: RefSeq, a predicted model, not a curated record